Molecule: messenger RNA, 1473 nt
Organism: Saccostrea cuccullata (small rock oyster)
Lineage: Eukaryota; Metazoa; Mollusca; Bivalvia; Ostreida; Ostreidae
Exons: 4
Source: RefSeq, a predicted model, not a curated record
AUUUCAUUGUCAGGCACAUGAAUUUUGUAACCAACUUUAUCUCAUACUUAAGAGAAGAGAACAUGGGUGCAGCAUACGUGGAAGUCAUUUGCAAGCGUUGUUUGAGGCAUUUGCUUGUAUGUUUGGAUUAAAGAGUGCACUCAGUAGUGUACCAUGUCUGGAAAUAGAAACAAAAAGGAUUAUGAAGCUAGAGAUAAGUGGUGCAGCUGAUAUUAUUUUCCCUUACACAAUGUUUUCUCCAUUUAAAGAAGCCAAACAAGGAACUCAGCAUCCCUCAGUUGUUGCAGUUUGUGAGGUCAAAAGAGACAGUCCAAAACUAAACCAAAGUUAUUCACCACUGAGCAGCAGAACCCGUACAAAAAUAAAAAUCAAUUUUGAAGACUCAGCAAUGCAAAUUUCGUCAACAACUAAUACAGAGGCUGCACACCACAGAACUGUUCUGCAUCUUGAUGAUAAAAUCAUUGGCCAGCAUGGAGGAGAACUUCUUUUCCAUUUUUCAGACACAAUAAAGAAUGGAAAAAUAUUUGGAUUAGUUGUGCAAGAAACACAGGUGACGUUUACUGUGCUGGAAAUGAGUGUGGAACAAUACAAUGACAUUGUAGAAGGUAAUGUGAAGCACAGAAGUGGAGAUCGGCCAACGUUGAAGGUUUCAAAACCAUAUGACUAUUUGAAAACCCAGGAUAGAGAAUCUAUCAUAGAGGCGUUCAUCAAACUUGCUAUGUUACAGAGGAAAAUCCUUUAAAUCCUUGGGUAACAUCAGAUCUUCAGGAUAUAAUUUGAAGGUGCUGUGUUUAGAAGUAGUGUAAUGCAAAUUAUGGUACAAAAUGUAAAUAAUGUAAUGCUGAUUAUGUACUUGUUUUGUUCAUUCCAUGUUUUUAAUUCUUUCAAAGUAUCAUGCUAUUGGUUAAACAAGUAGUUUUGUGCAGGCAUGUAAUUUAUCCCUAAGUCACAGUUAAAAGAUAUCUUUUGUACCCAGUACAACCCUCUGUUAUGUAAGUGUGCAAUGUGCUUAAUUUUUUCGUAUUUAUUAAUGAAUUUAAGAAAAUUCAUUUAUAAAAGAAGAAAAAUUGAUAGCUAGAAAAAUUUGCAAAAAUGUAUAGUAACUGGAAUAGAACAAUUAACAUUUUAAUUAUCAUAAAAUUUAAAAAAAAAUUGUAAACUGUCCCAGUUUAAAUUCAAGUGAAUGCAAUAACCAUUGAUAUGCCUUUUUAUCUUGAAUCCUUUGAUAUCUUGAAGCUUUUCCAAGUCCUGUCAAGUUUGAGAUAACAAAGUUUGACUGUAAAUGUAUAAAUGUUGUAAAAUGUUGCAUGUAUUAUGAUUUAGAAAAUGUAUUUAAAAUCAGAGAUAUUUUUCAUACAAUCUGCAUACUACAUCAGAAUGAAACUUGAAAUAUAUGAAUACCGUAUAAGUAGAAUUUUUAGCGAGGAUUUUAUUUUGGCAUUAUUAGCGAGGGUGAUGAGAUCGCUAAAAUUG